UUUUUUCCCCACACACCGCAUUACCACGGUGAGAACUUCUCUCCAUGCAGAAGAACCGGGACAUAAAAGCUUGCCAGGAGCUCCUGCCUUGACCGACUUCCAUGUUCAGUUUGCCCUUUCCAGUUCACGCUUGAGUCAGAUCUUUAACUACCAACCACCAACAUCCACCAGCCGAUUCCCGAUAGUCAACCUCGAUCGUCAAGAAUCAUGCCCAGCCAAAGAGUCAUCCGCAUCAACGGCCCUCGCAACUCGGUCGAGAACCUGAAGGAGUUCCAGGAGUCCGUGCCCGAGCCGACCAAGUACGAGGUUCUGGUCAAGGUGCACGGCGUAUCCCUAAACUACCGAGACAUCGGCGUUGCCACCUCGCUCUACCCCUUCCCCGUCAAGGACAAUGUGGUUCCUUGCUCGGACACCGCUGGCGUCGUGGUGAAGGUCGGUGAAGGCGUGAAGAACGUUACCGUUGGUGACCACGUGAUUGGUACUUUCGAUAUCACCAACCUCUUCGGCCCCCAGUUGAACUGGGAGAACGGUCAGGGUGGUCCGAUUGACGGUGUGCUUCGCGAAUACGUCUGCAUCCCGGCUGCCUCGGCGGUGCAGGUCCCCAAGGAAUCCGCCUUGUCCUUCUGCGAAUGGUCGACUCUGGUCUGCACGGGUGUGACUGCGUGGAAUGCGCUGUACGGGAAUAUUCCCCUUCGUCCCGGCCAGACUGUUCUGUUCCAGGGAACCGGCGGCGUCUCCAUCACCGGCCUGAUCCUGGCCAAGGCGGCCGGCGCCCGCACCAUCAUCACCUCCUCCAGCGACGAGAAGCUGAAGCGCGUUCAGGCCGACUACGGCGUGGACGAUGUGGUCAACUACAAGACCCACCCCGAGUGGUCCAAGGAGGUUCUCCGCCUGACCCAGGGCCAGGGGGUCGACUACAUCUUCGAGAACGGCGGAUCGGGUACGAUCGGCGAGUCCCUCAAUGCCGUCAAGAUGGGCGGCAACAUCUCGGUGAUCGGCUUCCUGUCGCAAGCCGACCAGGCCAAGAUGCCGGACGUCGCGGCUCUUGCCCUGUCCAAGGGCGCCGUCGUCCGCGGUAUCACCGUCGGCUCCACGCAGCUGCUCCAGGAAGUGACGCGCUUCGUGGCGACGCGGGGUCUCCGGCUACCCGUGGAUAAGGUCUUUGAUUUCAAUGAGAAGGCCGUUGUGGAGGCCUACAAGUAUGCUGCCUCUGGUGCGCAGAUCGGGAAGGUGUGCAUUAAGGUUGCCUGAAUAGAAGGGAGUGCAUUAUUAGGAGGAAUACUGGCUUAGAGCUGUUUCCUCCUUUCUCUUGGCUUAGAAUGUGCAUUUGGAGUACUUGUAGCAUUGGGGCUUAGAUUGAGACUUUAUGGCCGCAUCUGUCUGCUGUGUGUAUGAUGGAGAUAUAUUUCGUGG
Molecule: messenger RNA, 1413 nt
Organism: Aspergillus fijiensis CBS 313.89
Lineage: Eukaryota; Fungi; Ascomycota; Eurotiomycetes; Eurotiales; Aspergillaceae
Product: zinc-dependent alcohol dehydrogenase family protein
Exons: 2
Coding region: 208-1251 (347 amino acids)
Molecular function (GO): oxidoreductase activity
Source: RefSeq, a predicted model, not a curated record